AUGGGUAAACGCAAGAAGUCGUCCAACAAGCCCCAGGGCCCCAAGAAACGCGAACCCCUCGCCACCACAUUUACCUGUCUCUUCUGCAAUCACGAGAAAUCCAUCACGGUCAAGAUGGACAAGAAAGCCGGUGUCGGCAACUUGCACUGCAGAGUCUGUGGACAACGCUUUCAAACCGGCAUCAACUACCUCUCCGCCCACGUCGACGUAUACUCAGACUGGAUUGAUGCGUGUGAAAACGUCGCUCAGGAAGCCGCUGCCCGGGAAGCUGAGGACCAGCAGUUCAGCAGUUAUGCUACGGAGAGACAUGGAGGGGUUGCCACUGCGGGAGGCGGGGAUGACGAAGAAGAAGCAGACGCCGAUUAUGAUGGUUAUUGA
Molecule: messenger RNA, 378 nt
Organism: Exophiala dermatitidis NIH/UT8656
Lineage: Eukaryota; Fungi; Ascomycota; Eurotiomycetes; Chaetothyriales; Herpotrichiellaceae
Exons: 2
Coding region: 1-378 (125 amino acids)
Biological process (GO): transcription elongation by RNA polymerase II
Cellular component (GO): transcription elongation factor complex
Molecular function (GO): RNA polymerase II complex binding
Source: RefSeq, a predicted model, not a curated record